Molecule: messenger RNA, 1008 nt
Organism: Dacryopinax primogenitus
Lineage: Eukaryota; Fungi; Basidiomycota; Dacrymycetes; Dacrymycetales; Dacrymycetaceae
Exons: 1
Coding region: 1-849 (282 amino acids)
Molecular function (GO): protein binding
Source: RefSeq, a predicted model, not a curated record
AUGUCCAACAACCCUUAUAACCGUAGCAACACCUCUGUUCCACCCUCCAUCAACGAGCCCUUGGACGCACCCCCUGCCUAUACCCCUGUUAGCCCCAACACACCCAACACGGGCAAGUCUGCCAAUUCUUUCGAAUCAAAGCAGGAUACUUCCAAGCUCUCCGUACCUGGUGCAAGCAUGCCCAACGCCUCUGUUGCUAGCUUUUUGGAUGAGGAGCGCGAGCUCCCACCAGGGUGGAUCCGCCAGUGGGACCCGAACCAGAAACAUCAUUUCUACGUUGAUACGAAGGCCAAGCCUCCCCGUUCUAUCUGGGUGCACCCGUAUGACGACCCAACUUUCAUCGCUUCCAUCCCCGAUAGCUCUGCACCGAAGAAGUUUGCUCCACCGCCUGGUCCUCCACCCGAGGACCAGGACACGAAAGCCAGCGGCUCCGGUUCGGGAAAGAAAGGCGUGUUCGGCAAUGUCAAGGACAAGCUGCAGGGUACGCCUGAGGAGCGCCAGCAGCGCCGGAUCGCGGCCGAGAAACGGGAAGCAGACAUGCGGAGGAAAUACGAGCAGAGACAGCAAGAUAUUCAGCGACAGGGGUAUCCGGGGCAAUACAACCAGGCUCCACCACAGGGAUACGCUCCACAGCAGGGAUACUAUCCCCCGCAGCAAGGAGGCUACUAUGGCGGGUACGCCCCUCAGCCUUAUUAUCAGCCUCAGUAUGCACCACCGCAACAGCAGUACCAGCAGCGGUCGUCUGGCUGGGGAGGGGGAGGGAUGGCUCUUCCGCUGCUAGGCGGUCUAGCCGGUGGGUUCCUUCUGGGCGAUAUUCUGGGCGAUAUGGGCGAUGGCGGUGAUUGGUAGAUGGGUUGGUCUCUUGCUGAAUUGCUUUCUUCUGUCACUUUCUCGCUUUCAAGAUGAGCCUUCUUUUUCUCUUCCAAAUUGAACCAUUCCGUUGUUGUAUUAGUUCAUGUCGUACAUACAGUAGAACACAAAUCCGUUGUAUGACUAUCAAGCUCAAAC